CUGGCAAAUCUGUAAGAAGAAGAAAGUUGAGGGAGUAAUCAGCAAUCACCAGCUUUUCCCUUCCUAAAGAAAAAACAACGAUAAAGACAUUAAUAUUAUUUACAUCAAAGCAUGGGGUCCACGUAGAGACUGUGAGCAUGAAAUGAGAAAUCUGAACCGUUGAAAUGAUUCAUCCUUGAUGGUGCCGUCAUCAGACACACAGUUGACGGCAGAAACGUCUAUCUUCACCAUCCCUUGUUGUCUUUAAGGCAUAUAACAGAUUAACAGGCGCACACACAAUCUUCUAUCUUUUAAGAAUUUCUCUCAGGAGUUGAACAACAACAACAACAACAACUACUGAUUUCUUCUUCGAAUGGACCAGUCGAACAAUUUGGGUGGUGGGGCUUUAAAUGGAUUCGCUCCAGUCUCUACUACUCGGAUACAUUGGAAAUCUCGAAAGAGAUCAGCUAGCGGGAGGAUGUUGAAUGACGUGAAGGAAGAAAUAGUUCAUGAAACACCCAGCAAACAGGAAACAACUCCGAAUGAUGAAAAGAUGGAGGAGCCAACUCCCACUUCAGCUGAACUUUCUGAGCGUCGGAAGGCUCUUUUCGAGCCAUUGGAACCGGCAAAUGGUCGAAAACCAUCAAAUGAGUCUUUACUCCCACCUCCGGACUUUGAUGCUGCAAGUUAUCCCCGAGGCUGGCUGGUUGGCAAGAAGCGUAAGCUUGUUAAUGUGGAUGUAGUUGAGAGCAUGCGGAGGAUUGCCGUUCAGGAGAUGAACAGAAAGGAUCGAGAAAUUAAUGGUCUCAACGAGCAGCUAGACGAGGAUGCACGGUGCCUAGAACAUCUACAACUACAGCUUCUGGAUGAAAGGAGCAAGCGAACUGAAGUUGAAAGAGAAAAUGCUAUGCUGCAAGACCAGAUCUCCAUGUUGAUGAACAUGCUGCAGGAAAAUGAACCAGAGGAGGAUGAAGGCCCUGAGGAACCUUAGAUAUGCUCUUGUUUGUUAUUUGUAAGUAGUUUCGGGAGAAAAGAAGCAUGGAUGAUACAUAUAUCUUUGUCAGGGUUAGGAGUGAGGUUUUCUGAUAUAUACAGGUAUACCAGUAUUCUGCAUUGUUGUUUGGUCUACCAUAAUUUGUAAUUAUGAAACACUUAUCGCAUAAAAUUCUAUGAAAAUGAUUUUUUAUUUGA
This is a messenger RNA of Tripterygium wilfordii, 1170 nucleotides long. RefSeq names its product protein HEADING DATE REPRESSOR 1-like. The record is from RefSeq and is a predicted model, not a curated record. The transcript has 3 exons. Bases 353 to 970 code for a protein of 205 amino acids. Gene Ontology annotation, biological process: regulation of flower development. NCBI's taxonomy places the organism in Eukaryota, Viridiplantae, Streptophyta, Magnoliopsida, Celastrales, Celastraceae.